Molecule: messenger RNA, 6543 nt
Organism: Saccoglossus kowalevskii
Lineage: Eukaryota; Metazoa; Hemichordata; Enteropneusta; Harrimaniidae
Cellular component (GO): collagen trimer
Molecular function (GO): extracellular matrix structural constituent
Source: RefSeq, a predicted model, not a curated record
AUGCUAAUGUGUGAUAUAGAAACUAUUGCAUAUUCAGUACAUAGUAAGACCUUUAUCCUGUUCUGGUUGGGUCUUCCAGGUAGAUUAGGACCACAGGGAUCCAAAGGAUUGAUUGGUUUUCCAGGAAAAAUAGGAUUAACUGGUGAAAAAGGAUUCAAAGGUCAACAUGGAGAAACAGGAUUACGAGGUCCACAGGGAGAUUUGGGUAUGAUUGGUGUGCCUGGUUUCCCAGGUAUUAAUGGUAUUCCAGGUGUACAGGGUAUUGCUGGUUCUCCUGGUAGGCGAGGUCUUGACGGUUGCAAUGGUACCAGGGGUGAGCCAGGUUUGCCUGGUUAUGGUGAUGGUGGUAUUGGGCUGCCAGGACCUAGGGGUCCUCUCGGUCUGAAAGGUCUAAAAGGUGAACCUGGACCAGUUCCUGAUAUGAAUAAUGGUAUAAUGAAAGGGGAGCCUGGUGAAAAAGGAGUUCCUGGAGUAGAUGGUCAGCCAGGUGCUACUGCUCCUUCUGGUACAGCUGGUAUGAAAGGAGAAAGUGGAAGCAAAGGAAUGAGGGGUUCACCUGGUCGUCAAGGUAUUAAAGGUGAGAGAGGUAACAUGGGUAUUGGAUUUAUAGGACAGCCAGGAGAACGUGGAGAUCCCGGGCCUCCUGGCCUAUCACAGGUUGUUGAACCACUACCAACUGAAUUGGGACCAGCUGGUGACAAAGGAGUGAAAGGUCCAAGGGGUGACUUUGGUAUGAAAGGACCAACAGGAGAAGAUGGAAUGCCAGGACCAAAGACAGGGCCAGCCUGGAGAUCCAGGACUAAUGGUGUGCCAGGUUAUAAAGGUGGUAAGGGCGAGGAUGGAUUUCAUGGUACUCCAGGUAAUCCUGGAUUCAAGGGUGAACAGGGUGACCCUGGUCCUGAAGGGUAUACUGGUCCAAAAGGUCUUCCUGGAGAUGAUCCGGAAGUUGGUGAUGGGCCUCCAGGUCAGCCAGGUAUACCAGGUGCUCCUGGAAUCACUGGUCCACAAGGUCCUCCUGGUCCUCCAGGUGAUAGUGGACUUCAAGGUUUUCUUGGACGAGCUGGUCCUCCAGGUGAAGAAGGACAGGAAGGUUAUCCGGGUAUUGGUAGAGAUGGAGAGAAGGGAGAUCAAGGAAUGCCAGGCAUGCCUGGUAAGCCAGGAUCUAUGGGUAGACGAGGAUUAACUGGGCCAAAAGGUGAAGCAGGUGAGAAAGGAUCAGCAGGUGCAUCUAUAGCAGGCCCUCCUGGUAUGGAUGGACCACCUGGUAUGAGAGGUAAACCAGGCAUCAAAGGUGAAGAGGGCCCUAUGGGACCAACUGGUGCACCUGGCUUAUCAGCAGAAGGAAAGGAUAAUUCUGGCCCACCGGGUGAAGUAGGUCCUCCAGGUCAUAAUGGCCAAAGAGGCUUGCCAGGUCCUGUUGGUCCUCCUGGUCCUUUUGGGCCAAAGGGUGAUGUGGGUGGUUACUGUGAAGAUGUGUGUCUCCCUGGAGCCAAAGGUGAUGUAGGAGAUCGUGGAUAUAGUGGAGUGCCAGGUUUGACUGGCCCAUCUGGUGGACCUGGUCCAAAAGGUCAUUCUGGUGGAAUAGGUGAAACUGGUCCCCCUGGAAAUCCCGGUCUUCGUGGUCUUCCAGGAAUAGAUGGACAACCUGGUUAUGAUGGAAAAAAGGGUCAUCAGGGUGAACCAGGAUAUUACGUAGGAGUACCUGGACCACCUGGACCCAUGGGGCCAAAGGGAAGGCGAGGUGACGCAGGACCACCUGGAAUAAAAGGAGAUACUGGAAGUCCUUCACAUGAAGGCACAGGACCACCUGGACUUCCAGGACCACCCGGAGACAGUUUUGUUGGUGCACCUGGUUUCAAAGGUGCAAUGGGUGAACCAGGAUCAAAUGGACCAGUAGGAUAUAAAGGAGAUAAAGGAGAACAAGGUACAAUGCCAGAUUAUAUGAAUGGUAUCCCAGGUCCUGCUGGUCCUGGUGGCCCACCUGGACGCUCUGGUCCACAGGGACCCAUAGGAGCAAGAGGUGGACCAGGACCACUUGGACCAAUUGGUCCAGAUGGUCCAAAGGGUAAUAAAGGUUUGACUGGUUUCCCUGGACUACCCGGUGGACCUGGACUUCCAGGUGUGACUGGUAUGCGAGGUGACAAAGGACAAAAUGGUUUGACUGGUCAAAUAGGAGAUAGUGGACGUCCAGGUUUUCCAGGAUUUCCUGGACCAGAUGGUAUAAAAGGUGAACCUGGUGACACUUUCGGUGGUGCUGGCGGAAAAGGGCAGCCUGGACCAAAGGGUUUUCCUGGACCAGAUGGACCAGAUGGUAGUAAAGGCAAUGUUGGUUUUCCAGGAUUAAAAGGACGUGUUGGAUAUCCUGGUUCCACUGGUAGUAAAGGUGAAACUGGUGACAUAGGUCUUAUUGGUCCUCCUGGUAAUGGUCCAGGGCCAAAAGGUCAAACUGGUCUACCUGGACCAAUUGGUCGCCCUGGAGGAACUGGGCGAGUUGGACUGCCUGGUUUAAAAGGUUUUCCAGGAUUCACGGGUGAUAUUGGGGAACCAGGUGAGCCAGGUGCUAAAAUGGGUAAAGGUCAACCAGGAGAACCAGGUCCAGAUGGAUUUGAUGGUAUUCCAGGAAGACCUGGUGUACCAGGUUUACCAGGAAGUGAUGGAUUCCCUGGGUUACCAGGCAGCAAAGGAGAUAUUGGUGAUGCUGGUGUUAUUGGUUUCCCUGGACAAGCUGGGUUGCCUGGUAGGCCAGGAUUUGAUGGUUUCAAAGGAGAAAAAGGUGGCCCUGGUAGAGAAGGAUUACCUGGUUUUUCGGGUAAUCCGGGAACACCUGGUCGCAAAGGAGCUGUUGGUGACAGAGGUCCAACUGGUCCCAUUGGUGAGCGUGGUAUAUUAUUUGGAGACAUGGUGAAGGGUGAACCAGGUUCUGUUGGAAGAACUGGUCCACCAGGGAGAAUUGGACUUCCAGGUUUACCUGGCGCAUCUGGAAUGGUUGGAGAGAAUGGUUAUCCUGGCAAUCCUGGCCGUCCAGGACUGGCAGGACCAGAUGGUGAUAAUGGUUUGAAUGGCCGACCAGGUAUUCCAGGACUUCCAGGUUCGAAAGGUAGCAGUGGUAUCAUAGGAUUUCCAGGCAUUCCUGGUGCUACGGGUCGACCAGGUUUAAAAGGACAGCCAGGAUUUCCAGGAAGACCAGGUUUUAUUGGACCAAAAGGGAGACCUGGGUUUUCUGGACAACCUGGUAGACCUGGUCUACCUGGACCCACAGGUCCAAAAGGUCCAGUUGGUUCUAUCGGUGAGAAGGGUUUUCCUGGUGAUGAUGUUCCUAUUAAAGGUGGUAAUUUGACAAAUUCCGGAGAUCCAGGUGUGCCAGGAACACCGGGACUGGUCGGUAGCCCAGGCUCUAAUGGUAUGAAGGGUGAUGAAGGAUAUGAUGGAAUUCCUGGACGCAUUGGUCUCCCAGGUUUACCCGGUUCUGCUGGAAGACCAGGAAGGAAAGGUACUACUGGUUUGCCUGGACUGUCAGGAUUGGAUGGGUUAUUAGGACCAGUUGGUGCCAAAGGCAGUGAAGGUGACGCAGGUCCCCCUGGUUUUCCUGGUCCACGAGGUCCUCCAGGAUUGCCAGGCUUAAAAGGAGGAUCAGGAUUUGAUGGAUUUCCCGGACGCCCUGGUAGAAAUGGAGCAAAGGGAGAAACGGGAGAUGAUGGUUUGUCCGGUAAUCCAGGAUUACAGGGUCCACGUGGAGAACCAGGAUCUGGAAUGGAAAAGGGUGCCAAAGGUGAAGUAGGAAGACCAGGAAAUUUUGGAUUAGCAGGUCCGGUUGGUCCAACUGGUUCACCUGGUUUUCCUGGAUUCCCUGGUGUCAAGGGUGAAGCCGGCAUGCAAGGAUUACCAGGAAGCGAUGGAGGUGUUGGGUUGCCAGGAAUUGAUGGUCGUGAUGGGUUUCCAGGUUUUCCUGGACCUAAAGGUACUAAAGGUGAUAUAGGACCAAAUGGUAUGUUAGGUUUACCAGGUAUAAAUGGUAUUAAAGGUGAAACUGGUAAACCUGGUAUUGAUGGACCUCAAGGACCUCGAGGUUUUCCUGGAUUCAAUGGCUUGAAAGGUGAACCCGGAGAACCUGGAGAAGCACAUCGUGGUAUUAAAGGUGAACCAGGUUUACCUGGAUUAACAGGAAGACCAGGUUUACCAGGGCUGCCUGGACUAUCUGGACCACCAGGAAAUCUUGGAAAUAAAGGUGAAAGUGGUGAUCCUGGCUUACCAGGCAUUCCUGGUCUAGAUGGAUCUUCUGGGUUGCCAGGAUAUCGUGGUGAAACUGGUGAUCCUGGUUUUGCAGGUCCAAGAGGUCAAGAUGGUCAACCUGGUCAGCCAGGUUUAUCACAGAGUACUGCAUUGAAGAGUUUCUUAUUAACAAAGCAUAGUCAGUCAGCCCAGGUUCCAACGUGUUCUCAGGGACAUCGAGAACUAUGGACUGGAUACAGUUUACUUUAUACAGAAGGAAAUGACAAAGCACAUCACCAAGAUUUAGGAAUGGCAGGUUCCUGUUUGCCUAUGUUCAGCACGAUGCCUUUUGUGUUCUGUAAUAUAAACAAUGUAUGCAACUAUGCCAGUCGUAACGACAAAUCUUAUUGGUUGUCAUCUAGUGCACCAAUCCCAAUGAUGCCAGUUGGUGAAACUGAUAUCAUUCCAUAUAUUAGUAGAUGUGUGGUAUGUGAAGCACCAAAACAAAUCAUAGCUGUUCACAGUCAAGAUCUCACUGUACCACGCUGUCCACGUGGAUGGGAUGGUUUGUGGAUUGGUUACAGUUUUGCUAUGUACACUGCAUCUGGAGCUGAAGGUGGUGGUCAAUCGCUGUCAAGUCCUGGAUCCUGCUUGGAAGAUUUCAGAGCAACUCCGUUUAUUGAGUGUAAUGGGCGUGGCUUGUGUCAUUUCUUUGCUAAUAAAUACAGUUUUUGGCUGGUAACAAUAGGUGAUAAUGAACAGUUUGCAAUUCCUAGUAGAGAGACACUUAAAGCAGGUAGUCUCAGAAAUCGUGUUAGUCGCUGUCAAGUCUGUCAGAAACUUUAAUGACUGUUGACAAAAGAUUACAAAAAGUAAACCUUAUGUGGAAUUAAUAUUUCAUAAAUUUCAUAUACCAAUUUUGAGGCAUUUGAUAAUUUUAACUUUCAUGAACAAGUUUUGAAAAUUUACAAAAUAAAUUUGUUCUUUUAGCCGACUUUUUAUAAACCUUCUCUGCCCACUAUUUAAUGAUAACCAAGUUUAAAUUUUUUUACUGUGUAUUUUAUAAUCAAUAUUUUUAAAGACUAUUUUUAGAUGUUUUCCUAACCUUGUACUUAUAUUUCAUUGGUGCUAUUUUCAUACCAGUUAUUUUUAAAACCAACAAAAUCUAUGGUGCUGCACUGCAAACAACAUACUACUUCAUUGAAUGGUUUUACUUACUUUAUCAGGUGGGAAUAAGUUGCGUCGAUCUAUUUUUGGUCUAUUAGAAAGAUUAAAACCUGGCUAGACAGAACAAAACUAUUCAUUAUGCAAUGGGGGAUGGAUUCGAUAAACGAUGAUUUAAUCAUGUCUGUUUAGACAAGUGUUAUAAAAUGGAGUAAAGUGGUCUUCAUUUUUCCGAAACAUUAUAAUGAACAAUAUUCUACAAAAAUCAUGUUUAUGAUUAAGUAUAUAAAAAAAACAUCUCUUCAUUUUUGGUUCUUUUAUAACAAGAAAGUAAUAUUUUCCUUCCUAAGUGUCCUUUUUCCACUAAUAGUUCUUUUUUUUUAAACAGAUCCUUUUUAUUAUAGAAUACUUUGUAAUUUAAUACACAAAAUAUAUAAAUACCAUUUUUUUCAACAAUUUUUAAGGUUUAGCUGAAAUUGCUUAUACUACCAUUGGUAUUAUGACAUAAUCAUUAUAUAUUUACAGGUUUAGCUCUCAAGUGCUCCCUAUUCCUGCUAAAUCUACAUGUAUAUGACAAUUACGUCAUAAUACCUACCUAAGUAUAAGCACUUACCGCUAAACAUUCAAACAUUCUUUUUAUACUUGUAGUUACGAUGGUAAACUUUGUAAGAAAGAAUGUAAUGUGUUACAUAAAUCACCAGUAGAAAAUUAAAAGAAAAACUGAAAUAUUAUGUAUGAAAUUUCUUGAUAAAGUUUUUUUUUUAAAUACCUCUUUUUUUUUUUAUGUGCAGUUCUGUAAAUGAGUGGCAUACUGAUUUCAAGCUACUUUUUUUGAAAUAUGUUUUGAUAGUUCAAUAAAUUGUCAUAUGUAUGUAUCUUGUCCAAAGAUGGGUUUGCCAAUCAUGUAGUGUGUAGUACUAUUAUCAUUUUAACUAGCAAUUUGUUUUACUCAGUACUGUGUAAUCAUGUAAAUUGCAAACUCUUUGUAGCACACUACUGUAAACUCUUAAUUUUAUGAGAUAAACAAAUUUUUAUGAAUUCCACCAGUCUAUGAAAAUCUCACUGGUGUCCUCAUAAAUCCAUUAAAGCGUUAAGUGUAUUGAAUGUAAUUAUUUUCAUAUACUGCAUUCGUUCAAUUAAAAGCACAUCUUCAGUAGUGGCGCAUAAAAA